UGUCCCUAGAACCUAAAAUGAGAAAGAAAUCUCCCAGUUAAGGAAAUUCAAGAAAUACAGAUUGGGAACAAAUGCCUUAUCUGCUGGAUGAUCUGUCCGAGAGUCGAGAAUGUGUCAACUGUGGCUCCAUCCAGACCCCUCUGUGGAGAAGGGAUGGCACUGGCAACUAUCUCUGCAAUGCCUGUGGGCUGUACACCAAAAUGAACGGCCUUAGCCGGCCUCUCAUCAAACCCCAGAAGAGAGUGCCUUCUGCAAGACGACUGGGUUUGUCUUGUGCCAACUGUCGCACUACAAACACCACCCUAUGGCGCAGGAAUGCAGAAGGAGAACCCGUAUGCAAUGCCUGUGGCCUGUACAUGAAACUUCAUGGGGUGCCCCGUCCCCUUGCUAUGAAAAAAGAGGGAAUUCAAACCAGGAAACGCAAACCAAAGAACAUAGCUAAGACAAAGUCAUGCUCGGGUAAUAAUAGCAAUAAUGCUGUUCCUAUGACUCCAACUUCCACGUCUUCUACGAACUCAGAUGACUGUAGAAAAAACGCUUCUCCUAGUGCACAAACCACAGCCUCAGGGGCAGUAUCUUCAGUGAUGUCCAGCCGGGGAGAAAGUUCCAGUCCCGAGACAAGCACACUAAAAUAUUCCGGUCAGGAAGGGCUGUAUCCAGGGGUCAGCUUGACCUCCACUGCAGAAGUCACAGCCUCUGUGAGACAGGAUUCUUCCUGGUGUGCCUUGGCUCUGGCAUGAAUUGAUGACAAAUGGAUGGUGCUGGAUAUUUGCACUGGGCAACAGCCAGCUACACUUGUGACAUGUGUCAUUGUUGUUAUCAAGAACCCUGGAAGCAGUGACAAUGUUGAGAGGAUGUCCCUAUCCAGUUGUAUCUGUGCCUUGAUUCUUGGUGUGUUUACUCCCCAGUGAUCUCUGUUUGAUUACCCAGGUCCUCAGCUAUGCAAGAGAAUCCAAACCAUUUCUGCUAGCUCAAUGAAGGAAUGCCUGUCUGCAAUAUUGACAGAUCUUCACCACAACUACCAGUACUGCCUUGGGCAUUUGUGGAUGGUAUAUUCACUUCACUCCCACUCGCCCAGCAUCCACGAUAUGACUGGCAUUGCCCUCAAUCUGUCUCUCUUUCUCUCAAUUCUCUCUUUGGUAGACAAAGUAGGUGAAUCUUGCAUUCUAAAGGAUAGUGCAACACAGAAGAGCUAAACAAUUGUGUGGUUUGUUCCAAUGUGCCUAUAUUGAACCUGCUGGUUUUGAUGUAAACUCCUCUCACAGGUCAAUGUUCCAGCUAGUGCCUUCUGCGCACAACAUGGCCAUAAUUCUAGAUAGAUGUUUUCCCCCCUGAAGCAUACUUCCAAUACAGCCGAAUGAAGGAAACUGCAUUUGGUACAUUUUUGUUAAGUUAGAACUUCUUAAUGAGAACUUGGUAUAAAAGAUUUGCAUUGUUGUUUUGACAUAUACUGUGAUGCAGGAGGAUAGCAUUUGUGUUUUGUGACUGAACUGUACCUAGUCAGUCAGGAUUUGUAAACAGGGUAGCAUUCAGAUCUUUUUCCUUCCCCUUCCAUAUAUACAAUAAUGUUGUUUUUAUAAAAGUGCAAUUUCUGUUGCAGCGAUCAGUGUUAAAUCAUAAACAUAAGAUUUAACAACAGUUUUUAUAUGAAUGAAUGGAAUGAAUGUAAACCUUUUAACUUAAUGGUACGUAAAUAAUUUAAAAGAAAAAAGUUAAGUAGGCAUCUUGGUAGGGUUUUUCUAUUGCAAACAAAAAUGUUCUACUUCUGUGUUUCUGAUUUUUCAAACAAAAAUUUCAAGAACAAAUGUUUUCUCAGGAAAAAAAAACACAAUUGACCCUAUGUGUAUCUCUGGUCAUAAGCUUUUAUAUAUAUAUAAUUAGACAGUCAUCCCCACUAUCUUGCCACUGAAUAAAGUAUGUACUAGAAAAGUAUCCAUUGCAGUGAAACUUUACUACCUGAUGGAUAAAUAUGUAAAUAGUCCAUUUACUGAGGCGGUCUUUUUAAAAUAUUGGAUACAAUCUGUAUAAUGUAACUAACCCGUAGUUAGGUUGGUUUACAUUAAAACAAUAAGAAAGGGAUGUCAUAUGAACAGUUGUCUUCAUCAGAGGUUUGGAAAUAAAAGGAUUAUGUGUUCUUUCUGUACAAAGUGAUUUCUCUUUGGUAUAUUUCAAAGUACAGCAGUAAAACUCUAGAAUAUUUACAUAGUCACUGUCAAAGGAACCAAGUGGGUGUCAAGAGAUUCAGACACAGAAAUAAUGUUAGUGCCCCUUCAUGCAUUGUGAAAUGUCCCAUAUUGAAACUGUUAUGCUAUUAUGCUGCAUUUAUAAUAUUUGUAAGGCAUGUAAUGGAAUCUGCUCAUUUAAGUGCCAUCAUUCUUUCUCAUUGAUAAGUUCAGGGGAAGCAACAUUCCAUCUAUUGGCCAGCUAUAUGUCCGAUAGAGGUUUCAUAAAGCUUGUUAUAAUCUAGAUCUUCACAGAUAAUUUUCUUUUUAGAGGAAUUUUCUAGUGUUCAUCAUGAAGAGAAAGGUAAACCAGGAUGUGGCACUACUGAUUUUGAAAGACUGAAAAACCUAAAGGGUUGUACAAACAACUUCACAUUUAUUCUUACCUUCAAAAUACUGGGUUUGCCUCUGCUGUACUAGGACUCCCAAAGUUCUAAAUAAUGUAACAGGAGAGGACUGUUCCCACAAUCCAACUUAUCUGGAAUAUUGAUUUUCUAAUACAUGCACACCUUAAGGCACCUAAGAAAAAAAAUUAUAUGACUUCUAAAACAGCAUAUCUAGGUAGGUACCCAUUGUGUGUGUAUUAAUUACAUGCUAAUAUGCUUUUUAAAUAAUUUAAAUAUCACAAAUUAAAUGUGGGCCUUCAGUAUAUUGUACAUUUUAAAAGUUGCUUUUCUAUCUAUACACUCUAAAAUCCACAGUUGGGCUACUGGGACUAGCCAAAAUGUCAUAAAAUGGAAUGUAUGCUUUUUUUGUUUUCCAGAACCACCCAUUGGCUUGGUGUACAAAAGCAGGGGAUAUAGAAAGGGUGGGAAAUGUUCAGAAACUAUACAGUAUCUGAAGAACACCCAGUCUUUCUUUGCUGAAGUGUGUGUUAGUCUUUGCUCUGGAAUCAUAGGUAUAAGUAGAACCACAGCAGCUAGAAGUGACUCAUUCAUUCAAUCUGCAUCAUCCAUCUUGUGCUGAAAUGUUACAAGCAGGUCUCAUGGCCACACCAUCUAAUUUUAAACUGUUUUUGUCCUCCACUUCCCCAUGCUUUUCAUAUCACCUAGCAUAAUGAACAGUGCGGUACAAUUCAAUUGCUUGCAUAUUUUGCACCAUUUUGGUUGGUCCUAAUAAAGUUGUGAAUUUCGGAAAGUUAUUCUUCCAUAUA
Pogona vitticeps (central bearded dragon) is the source of this 3375-nucleotide messenger RNA. The record is from RefSeq and is a predicted model, not a curated record. NCBI's taxonomy places the organism in Eukaryota, Metazoa, Chordata, Lepidosauria, Squamata, Agamidae.